Tigriopus californicus is the source of this 1350-nucleotide messenger RNA. RefSeq lists its product as uncharacterized. The record is from RefSeq and is a predicted model, not a curated record. Gene Ontology annotation, molecular function: protein binding. The transcript has 4 exons. The coding region runs from base 10 to 906 and encodes 298 amino acids. NCBI's taxonomy places the organism in Eukaryota, Metazoa, Arthropoda, Copepoda, Harpacticoida, Harpacticidae.
GAGCCAGUCAUGGGCUGGAGAACAUUAGCUCUCAGAGGAUAUCUUUUGGGAAUCCAAUUCGGCUUGAUCCAUGGCAUGAACCAAGAAGCCAUGGCUCUGAGGAUUCCGUCAAAGUGCUCUCCAGAGUUCUCCAAGCACGGAUCAUACGCUCUCGACAAAUGUAUGGCUUUUUGCAUGAUGAACUUGGACGAACCAGCUUGCCAUGGGAUCGACAUAGAUUUUGGGCAACAAACCUGCCAGCAUUUGACUUUCAAUUUCACCACCAUUUCAUGCCUAGGCAGCCUUCUCCUGACCAGAAAUCAGACCUCUUCAAAUGAGAUCUAUCUGAAAACUGAACACCUUGGGUCCAUUCAUUCAAUUGAUCGAGCGUUGUACUUUGCCAAUCUCGAGGAUGGCAAGUUGGUAUCAGUAUCUGGCGCAAAUGAAUCAUUGGUCGAUCUGAGCUUUCCCCAAAUCUUAGGUCUAAACCGCAUCGAUAUGAGCAUCGAGUACCAAAAUGGCAUUGUCGCGUGUCAAACAACCACUUUGCAGUGCGUACAUUGGAACUUUGAUGCUGAUGAGUAUACACCCUUCCCGCCACUCAAGCGGGUUCAUAACCAGUUCGAAGAAUUAGCCGCAUUUGGUUCAAAGCUCAUUGUGGUCGGUAAUACACGGACCUACGAUGCUCUGGAAUCGGUUCACAUCUAUGAGCCUAAAACUAGAGAUUGGGUGUUUGGACCCGAUCUUCUGCAUGCUCGCAUCAUGGUGGCCAUUGUCACUCUCAACUCGACCUCAGUCAUGGCUGUGGGUGGCCAAAUCCAUGGGCACGGAUCGCUCUUAUUUCUUGAUCUAAUUUGUUGGCCCUUCAUAACGGUCAGACACUCUGAAAUUGAGAGGGGAAAGCCAAAACUGAGCCCAUUUUUUUAAGUAAAGAACUGAAUCUUAGAUCCAGAAAAGAAAAGAUUUUGCUUAUAAAGUACAGAUAGAGGAGGAGACGUGUUGCAGUGGUCAGCGCAGUUACCUGGUACGAGAGAGGUCUCCGGUUCGAAUCUCCUCCCUGACUUUUCUCAAGGAAACUUUUCGAAGUCAACCCUGUCCACAGAUGAAUAACCAAAACUGAUACGGACACGACAUUGCCUAUCGGAAAAAGUAUGAGGACGAUGUGAUGCCCGGCUAGCUUCGCUGGCCGGGGGAAGCUCAUAUCUCCGACUCUGGCACCCAAAUACGAAAAAAAAUCUAUUCUCGACUUUGGAGCCGAAAACUUCUUUGGGUUAUAAAAAAGUCUGAAUAAGCUAGAAUAGUGAACAGAACAACAACAGCAGAGUACCAUUGAUCCAAACUCUAAGAAAAGUAGUUUCAAAAAGACGGCAC